AAUCUCUAAGCUCCAACGUUAAACCAAAGAAAAUUUUAGAACCCAAAAAUUUGAAGGAAAAAUUCUUAAAUCAAGAAAACUAGAAGAAAAUGGGUGCUAACUACUCAUCUACUCUGCAUGAAGCUAAUAAUAUGCCAACCACAGUACCACAAAUCAAGAGGUCUCAAGUAAUUGCUUUCCAUUCUACAACAAAAUGGAAGCUCCAUUUUGAUUCUUUGAAAGAUACAAACAAACUGGUUGUUAUUGACUUUACAGCAACAUGGUGUGGUCCUUGCAAAUAUAUGGAACCAGUUAUCAAUGAUUUUGCUGCUAAAUAUACAGAUGUUGAAUUUGUCAAGAUUGAUGUUGAUGAAUUGGCUAAAGUAGCUGAGGAAUAUGGGGUUCAAGCAAUGCCAACAUUUGUGCUGAUUAAAAAGGGGAAAGUUGUUGACAAGGUUGUGGGAGCAGAUAAGGAUGGACUGAAGAAGAAAAUUGAGAAACACAGAGCUAUGUUUAUCUAAGCAAACAAAAGACAUAUUUUGAGCAGAGUUUACUGGAAUGAUAGCCUCUGUGUAGAAUAAAAUUCAUAUCUUUAUCAAUUUUUAAUUGAAAAAAGCAGCUAGAUAUCCUCCAAUUUUUGCUCGCUUCUGAUUGUAAAGAGGCUGAUUAAAGCAUGUUGGUAUAUUGGUUUGAAUAAAUAAAUGUGUUUCUGGUUUUUAUUUUUGUU
Nicotiana attenuata is the source of this 706-nucleotide messenger RNA. Its product is annotated as thioredoxin H2-like. The transcript is spliced from 3 exons. The coding region runs from base 90 to 500 and encodes 136 amino acids. The record is from RefSeq and is a predicted model, not a curated record. Gene Ontology annotation, molecular function: protein-disulfide reductase activity. NCBI's taxonomy places the organism in Eukaryota, Viridiplantae, Streptophyta, Magnoliopsida, Solanales, Solanaceae.